Paramecium pentaurelia is the source of this 305-nucleotide messenger RNA. Lineage: Eukaryota; Ciliophora; Oligohymenophorea; Peniculida; Parameciidae. The record is from the annotation of a GenBank genome assembly.
AUGAACAUAAAAAACCAGAGAAAUAAUAUUAUUUAAGUCCUUUUCCAAAAGAUGUAAUUGGAUUAAUUGCAACUAGUUAUGUUCAAAAAUUUUAAGGUGCAUAUACUUUAGAAUUAUAAUAAAAAUAAUAGAGAUCUUUAUAAGAGGAAUUAAUUUAUAGGUAUUUUAAAGGUAGAGCCCCUCCAUAUGAAUUAAGUUAGGCUGAUAAAGAUGAAUUAUAUAAUUUUGAAGGAAAUGAAUAUCAUUUAUGUGAAGAUAGAGGAUAGUAGUUCUUAAAGAAAUAUUUUCAUACAGAAGUGAUAAAA